This is a messenger RNA of Durotheca rogersii, 696 nucleotides long. RefSeq lists its product as uncharacterized. Bases 1 to 696 code for a protein of 231 amino acids. The record is from RefSeq and is a predicted model, not a curated record. Lineage: Eukaryota; Fungi; Ascomycota; Sordariomycetes; Xylariales; Xylariaceae. The transcript is spliced from 4 exons.
AUGUCUGGCACUGUGGAUUCUCCGUCCCGCCUGCCCUCGAACCGUCCGAGGGCAGACGACGUACGUGACGAUGAGGCACCUUCCGCCAGUGAGCUUAUGGAGAUCGCGAGAAAGUCUCUAAUGACUGGGGCGAUGACCGGUGCUAUCGGUACGAUGGUUGGAGCCGGCGCUGGCAUCAUGCGGUCGGCGCCGCCUACGCUGUUCGCCUUGUUUGCCGGCUUCCAGUGGUUUACUCUCGGUUCUACUUAUAUAGCUUCGAGGAGCCUUCUUCGGAGUGCAUUGGGUGGCGAGGAAAAUCUCAGUCCUUCCGGCCUAGUUACAACGAGCGGAGUGGCCGGUAGCAUAUCCGGCACGGUUGGUGGCAUGUUCCGAGGUCCGAGGAAUAUCAUCCCGGGCAUGCUGGUCUUCGGGAUUGCCGGGACCGGCGGCUCGUAUAUUGCCCAACGGUUCCAGAGCAGACUCACGAAUGACAGGCCGGAGCCCACCUCGAGCUGGCUCGACUCGAAAUGGAAUCCUCUGAGGCGCCUAUCUGACGAGGAGUACAAGGAAAUGCUUGAAGCGAAAAUUCUCGCUAUCGACGCUGAUAUCUCUAUCAUUGAUGACAACAUCGCCGCUCUGCGGGCGUCUCAGAGCUCGUCGAGCUCGUCGAGCAUGUCAAGCCCACCCGAGGGGUCCAACACAACUAACGAAAAGUAA